CCGUCAAACUGACAAUUACAAUCGAUUUAUUUUGUAAUUAGAUAAAAUGCUUAAAUAUAGCGUGUUAAUAUUUUUUUUACUAUGUCGUAUGGCACCAUUGUACUGUCUAGAGCAAGACAGUUCAGUUAGCAUAAAAUUGUACCAUUCUUUGACUGGAGUUAAAGAGCCAAAUUUUACUGAAAGAAGUACAAUAACAAUACACAGCUUAAGGUCUGGACAAGCAAUUGUCGACCAAAAACCAUUAAGUCAGCAAGAUAAAAUUCAGCUGCAAAAAUUGGCCAUUAAUAAUGAAUUUUAUCAAAUUAAGGCUGUUGCUACUGCCGCUGAUGGCAGCAAACAGGAGUUUAUAUCCACUUUGAAGGCUUGUAUGUUGGCUGAAGCUGAAUUAGAUGAACGUCUUUCGGUUUCUUUAGAUUAUACAGGAAGAGUUAUUGGUAUUACUUCAGUUGUGGCUUCUAAAGGCACCUGUGAGGGUUCAUCAGUGCCCUUAAGUAAAUUUAAAGAUUUUACUACUAAUGUUUAUGUAAGGCACAGUGAAACCGGUCCAAUACCGGAUACUGCUACAUAUAUUCAAAAAUUGGAAAGGGAAAGGGAGGCCAGGGAACGUGGAGAUACCAAAGAUAAUAGAUCGUUUAUUGCCAAAUAUUGGAUGUAUAUUGUACCAGUUGUUAUAGUAAUGCUGAUAUCAUCAGCAUCAAACCCAGAAGCUGGAGGUGGAAAUUAAAUACAAUUUUGUUUAGUUUAUUUAUUACUCCAAUAAAAAUUACACCUAAAUCUAUUCAUUUGGUUGCUCUACUUUUGUUUUGGGUUCAUCUUUCUUUUUUAACAGUUUACCAAGCAUUUGUUCUUGCUUCUCUUUUUUUCUGGCUUCUUUCAUCUGUUUCUUCUGCUCUUUCUCCUUCUUUUCCAACAUUUCUUUGAAUUUUUCAUCUCUUGGGUCUACUGUGUAACCAAAGUGCCUUCUGACUUCCUCCACUAACCGUUCUUUGCGAUCCUAUAAAAAAAAAUUAAUAAAAUAAAAAUCUAUGAAAAAAAAAUGUUACCUUUGCGGCAUUGGCUUCUGCUUCCUUCUUUGCUAUCCUAUUGGCCAAAUCCUUCUUCAAAUCAUCUAAUUUAGCAAUUUUCUGAACAAUUGAUUCCUGCCUUGCCAAAACAGCUUCAUUUUCCUGUUUCCUCUUCUCCCUUGCAGCUGCAGCAACUUCCAAAAUUUUGUAGGGAUACUUAACUUUUUCAUACUCCAUCGUUUCUGAAAGCUCUUUUUCUGUGGGCCAGCAUAUAGCAGGGUCUAUGCCUGACUCGCUGCCGUACCUACCGUACGUUCGUCUAAGGUAUUUCAAUGUUCCAUGGUGCCAAUUUGUCGGUUCACUGUAAGGAUUUUGUUCGUGUAACAUAUUAAAGUCAGCUGUCUUCAGCCGGGAUUUGUUUCUUUUCCUUUGAAUUUCUUCUUCUCUCAGUGCAGCCUCUUCAUCAAAGACUAAAAUUACAUUAAUGUUGGUCUGAAUAUAGAGUGCAAUAAUAUUAAUUUACCAUCAGGAGUCAAUGAAUCUUCCUCCAAUUUUUUUAUGUUGAGUUCUGAUAGGUUACUUUGUUUGGCGGUUAUGAUUCUAAAGGGGUAAUUAAUCACCCUUCUUAUUAAGUCGUUCCUAAUCAUUUUUAUCAGCUAUACCCCACAGAAACUAAUAAAUUUACAAGAAAUAAAUAGGUUAUUAUUUUAGGUUAA
Messenger RNA from Brassicogethes aeneus, 1720 nucleotides. Lineage: Eukaryota; Metazoa; Arthropoda; Insecta; Coleoptera; Nitidulidae. The record is from the annotation of a GenBank genome assembly.